Messenger RNA from Ruditapes philippinarum (Manila clam), 929 nucleotides. RefSeq lists its product as uncharacterized. The record is from RefSeq and is a predicted model, not a curated record. The transcript has 3 exons. The coding region runs from base 104 to 640 and encodes 178 amino acids. NCBI's taxonomy places the organism in Eukaryota, Metazoa, Mollusca, Bivalvia, Venerida, Veneridae.
GUUAAGAUAUAGCCAAUUCGGUUAUUUACCUGUAACGCAUGUCAUUCAGUUUAUAAAUGAAAACGAAAGUUGGAAAACCCACCUUGUACUUUUGAUAUUGAAAAUGGAAAUCAAAUACUACUCUCUGUGCAUUAUUCAUUCAUUUGCGAUAAUUCAAGUAUUAUGUGCUGAUACAAACAGAAAUGAAAGUUCCAUGCUACAUACCGGAACGGACGUAACGUCUUGUAAAUCUGGACAGGUUUUAAACGGGUCAGAUUGUAUAAAUAUUACUGAAUGUAGAUUACCGGUUCUGUCAAAUAGACGAUGUAUGCAGCGUUGUCCUGUUGGCUAUAUUUAUUUUACGAUGAAUGAUGAUGACUUUGAUGAUCAUGACUACCAAGGUUACCAUUAUACAUUAGCAGACAUUGAUGAAAAUCCGUGUUACAAUGAAAAUACGUUUUAUGUUCUCAUAGGUUUGAUUGCUAUCUUGAAUGGUGUUUACAUUGUGUUCGUAAAGAUGUUUCUAUCAACGAACAAGUAUUCUUUGGCAAAACUGAAAACCUUCGUCUGCUUUAAAACACAAACUGGAGAACGUGAAAGACUGCUUAAUAUCAAUACAUGUACAGAUGAUGAUACACCGAAUUAUAAUAGUUUACCGUAAAGGGUAUAAAGCUACAUUUUUUUUGUAUAAUUGACUGUCACUAAUUUGCAACAUAUUUUGUUUGUAUCUUGAUAAAAAGAUCCCAAAGUGUGUAAACUGAAAGACAUCCUACUUGUAAAUUUCUGAUAAACUAAAUGGGUUUUACAAAGUUCAUGUUUAAACCUAUUAAAAUCACAGCGGGGACUUUUUACUAUGUUCAUUCAUAUAAUUUAUGUGUUUAUAAUAGCGGAUGAAACACUUUUUUGUGUGAACUCAUUUCAGAUGUGAUUAAAAGAAUAUGAAAACCAUC